AUGGGCAGUAAGAAAUAUCCGUACAAAGGAGUUUUGGACGUUAUUGCCAACCGCUGCUUGGCCAGCGGCACAAAUGCGUGGACAGACCAAGACCACACAGCGUAUACGUUAAGCACAGCAUCCCAGUUCGCUACCGAAGUCCAUCAUAUCAACGGGAAAGGUGAAGAUGCUGGUGUAGUCUACAGUGAAAUGCAAGAUCAUGAAUCGGAAAUGUCAUGCAUAAUGGAUAGGCGGAAAGAAGAAGGAAGUUUUUGUACCCUCCAAACAACUCAUAUCGUGUCGACACGGGUGGACGGUUACCGAGCCUUAGGACGACGUGAGCACUUAGCCGAAGUACCGGCGUCGUUUCAAAGACCAUUCGUUUCACUCCAUCUGAAGCCAAUGGCCGAAUCGAGCGAACAUCGCGUCGUGUGCCCAAGCGAUGACGAAUCUCGCGGAAGUGUUGAGAUCAGUUGGUUCAUGGAAAAAGUUGUGAAGGAACAUUUGGAAGACAAGACUUGGGACAUGGAACGAAUGGGUUUUCUCAUUGGGCAAUCAGUGAAGAAUGAAUUAAAAAAGCUAGAGCUAAUUCGCCGUCUACGGUCAGAGCCAGCUUCGUUUUGGUCUGGCCUUGUAAAGAAAUACUUCACUAGCCCUCAUGUGGUUGUAGUCGGCGUUCCAAGUGAAAAGAUGGUUGAACAGGUGGCCAAGGAAGAAAAAACUCGCUUGGAUAAGCAGCGUAAAGAACUCGGAAAGGAUGGAAUUAAGGAGUGUGGAGAGAAAAUUCAAGCGGCCAUAAAAGAAAACACCGCCAAAAAGCCGAGCGCUGAAGUAUUGAACGAGUUGAUUGUGAGAAAGUUGGAAGAAUUCGAUCGAUUCCCCGUGGAUAUGAAGAGUAACAGGGGCGGCUCGCCGUCAUCGCAGCCGAUCGCCAAGUUCCUGGAUCAGUUCCCUUUCCCAGCAACAGUUCGUAAAUUGUCCCCAACGAAGUUCGUCGAGUUGUUCUUCUUGUUCGACACGAGCGUUUUGACGGUUGAACAGCGGGCUAUGUUGGAUGUUUACACCGAGCUUUUAUUCGAAUCUCCAGCUAAAAUCAACGGAGUGGUAAAGAGCGCUGAAGAAGUGUCCAAACUGUACACGAAGGAUCUGGUCGAUCACUCGAUCUAUGUGGGUGUCUCUGGCAAUUUCGAGAAGUUUGGUCACCGCCCAACCGACUUCCAAGAGAAGGUAGCUUUCGAUGUUCUGUUUGACUAUAUGUCGAAUACUCCUGUAUCUCCGUUACAACGAGAAUUCGUCCUCAUUGAGAAACCAUUGGCUAGUCAAGUCAGCUUCCACGUUACUGAACAGACCACAUGCCUAAUUCAACUCUCAUUUUCCGGUGUGCCGACAAAGCGCUUAGAUGAUGUCAGCAAAAAGUUCAUGGAAAAAGUUGUGAAGGAACAUUUGGAAGACAAGACUUGGGACAUGGAACGAAUGGAUGGAAAAACAUCCUGCAACCAAUUGUUUGGUCAUAUGAUCGGACAUCAGCUAUACGAUGAAAAUGAGGAUCAACUAAAAACGCGGAUGGAUGAGAAAUACUUCACUAGCCCUCAUGUGGUUGUAGUCGGCGUUCCAAGUGAAAAGAUGGUUGAACAGGUGGCCAAGGAAGAAAAAACUCGCUUGGAUAAGCAGCGUAAAGAACUCGGAAAGGAUGGAAUUAAGGAGUGUGGAGAGAAAAUUCAAGCGGCCAUAAAAGAAAACACCGCCAAAAAGCCGAGCGCUGAAGUAUUGAACGAGUUGAUUGUGAGAAAGUUGGAAGAAUUCGAUCGAUUCCCCGUGGAUAUGAAGAGUAACAGAGGCGGUUCGCCGUCAUCGCAGCCGAUCGCCAAGUUCCUGGAUCAGUUCCCUUUCCCGGCGACAGUUCACAAUUGUCCAACGAAGUUCGUCGAGUUGUUCUUCCUGUUCGACACGAGCGUUUUGACGGUUGAACAGCGGGCUAUGUUAGGAUCUAAAAUCAACGGAGUGGUAAAGAGCGCUGAAGAAGUGUCCAAACUGUACACGAAGGAUCUGGUCGAUCACUCGAUCUAUGUGGGUGUCUCUGGCAAUUUCGAGAAGUUACUGCAUCUAAGAAUUGUGGUGGAUGCGGAAACUGGCUUCCCAAAUUUAGCCAAAUGGGCCGAAAUCUUCACAGUUGGUGUCAUGUUUGACAUCCAACGUGUGAAGCAAUGCGCAAAGAAGCUAGCAAGUGAUGCACGUGAAAAGAAACGUGAUGGUUGUGCUGUUGCUAACAGCGCUCUCAGCACACUGAUUUACCAUCCCAACACUAAUGGUUACAUGUAUGACGAGCUGAUCGCUUGGAAGUUUCAAACGAGAAUUUGCGAAAGGAUUCUCCGCUUGGCCCUGUUCUCGCAUGGCGUUAAUGCUCAUUUGGUAUGCAAUGUGGAUCUUAUUGACAGCAAGCAGUUCGAUCCAAUUCAAUGGAGCUUUGCGGAGCGGUUUUAUGGCAAUGCUGAAAAAUUCAAGGCGAAAGCCGGCGAGUCGAUCGAUACUGCAUUCGUGGGAAGACAGAAAGUGAUAAGUGUGGGUGGAUCGGAGUCUUCAUUCAUUUACCAACUAUGUAUGAUGGACUGCGAUUGGAUGAGCGAUGAGCUUGUACCAACAAUGCUGUUUACACAGUAUUUAAGUCAGUGUGAAGCGAGCAUGGUAAUGAACUCUGGAUCGGAUCCCUCAGGCCAGCCAUGUCUUCCAUCAAGGGCAAGCCAGACCCGAGAAAUCCCAAAGCGCGCGAGCUACAAAUCGUGUUUGCUGGAAUCGAGAGCGGAAUUCUGGGGUGGUAAAAAGAUUCGCUGGAAGUAUGCUCGAGCCAUAACAGUGCAUCCGUCGAAGAUUGCCGAGGUGAAGAGCGCAUUCCCAGGCAUCGAGGAAGCCACCGUUGCGUCUCUCAACUAUGUGCCACCUGCAUCG
Molecule: messenger RNA, 2922 nt
Organism: Ostertagia ostertagi
Lineage: Eukaryota; Metazoa; Nematoda; Chromadorea; Rhabditida; Trichostrongylidae
Source: the annotation of a GenBank genome assembly